Messenger RNA from Fopius arisanus, 659 nucleotides. RefSeq lists its product as uncharacterized. The transcript is spliced from 2 exons. The record is from RefSeq and is a predicted model, not a curated record. NCBI's taxonomy places the organism in Eukaryota, Metazoa, Arthropoda, Insecta, Hymenoptera, Braconidae. The coding region runs from base 125 to 457 and encodes 110 amino acids.
CAUUGUUGGAUAAAUGACAGAGUAAUUUUUAUUUCUGUGUCAUUCUGUACCAAAUAAUUUCAUAAAUAAAGAGCCCCACCGAGAGUGCUAUCCCGAUAAGGAACACCUUCAAAGGUCCAUCAAAAUGAGAGAGAUUCAACGGAAUCGCCUCAUCUCCAAGUACAUACUCGAUUCCAUCGAUAUCUUCAUUUAUCCAUUUAGCAAUGAUUCCUGCCUGCAUCAAUCGUUCGAGGCCCUUAUCAAAAUUCCACACAUAUGGGAAGCCCUUCCUCACGAAAAUCGUCUGCCAAUACUCUCCUACGACGUCAUGCAUACAAUAAAUGUAUCGGGGAUUGUCAUCAACCGUUUCAGGAGUACUCGACCGAUUAUAUGGAGAUGUUACAGGGAGAUCACUGGAAGAGUUCAUCACCAAGAACUGAUACUCAUCAGCCAUCACAGGGAGAUCACUAUUCGCUAGUUCCGCUAUUGUCUCCAGCCCCGUGUAGAACACAGGAUUCGUUAUUUCGUAGUAAAGACGACUCUGCUGAAAACAUACCAGCAAAAACGUAAAUAUAAUCCAACUGAUGCCAUAUAUUCUAUCAGGGACCGUAGAACCUAUUCCGUAAAAGUGAUGUUGAAUUAUCAAUCUGAAGGUAUUCAGAACGGGCGCAUCGAUACCC